AUGUCUUCCAGUAGAAGUGAUAGCCGUGAUAGUAGAGACAAUCGCGAUAAUCGUGAUGGUCGUGAUAGAGACGGAGGUAGAUAUAAUGAUAGAGACUACCAUAGAGAUUAUCACAGGGAUUAUCGAGGAAAUAAUGAUAAACAUAAUUAUCGAAAUGUAGCAGUGUAUGAAAUACCAACACCAUUGCCUACAAUAGAUGUUUCAUCAUCGGAUAUUGAUAAAACACCACAUUUAAUAUUUUCUAAAUAUUCAUACGUUGGAGAUUAUCAAUGGCCUGAAACACCAAAUAAUCAUAUUAGAAGAAUAUUAUCUAAAUAUUCAAAUGCUUUUGAUCAAAACAAAUCGGAAUAUUCUCCUAGUGCUAUUGCGAAUAUGGACCAUGGAAAAUAUGUUUAUAUAUUAAUGUAUUUUCAAUCUAAUAAGAAAUUUUAUGUUGAUGCUUUGUUUAAAUUCUCAUCAGAAGGUGAUAAAUUUAUGCAAGAUAAUCCAAAGAUGAAACAUGAACUAAAAUAUUUUAUUUAUUUUUUUAGAAUUGUAUCAAUAGUAAAUGCUUUAAAACAUAAUAGAGCAUAUGCUGAGAAUAUUGAAGUGGAACCAAUAUAUAAGAAGGCAACAGAAACCCUUCAAGAAAGUUUAAAAAAUCAGGAAAUCAAUCAAAAACAAUUUGAACAUUAUUUAUGUAUGUUAAAAUUGUGGUUUGCAAAUUAUUUGGAUGUUUCAGAAAAACCACGUGAUGAUGCAUUAUUUUAUUAUAAGGAAGUGUUAAUGUUUUGUUUACAACAUUCUCCAUUCACAGAAGAUUUAUAUUUCAAAACUGUAUAUAAUUUAGCUAUUUAUUUCAUCAAACUUAAAUUAUUGGAAAGUGCAAUUGGCUGUUUUGAAUCACUGUUUUAUAUUGCCACAGCAGAAAAUAGAUUAUCAAAAUACCUUUCAACUAAAACAAGGAACAUUGGAAGAUUAGCUUAUGAAUGUUCAGACCUACUUUACAAGAAUGGAGAAAAAGAUCGUGCUAAAGAUAUCAUAAAUAAGGUUCUAGAUAAAAAACUAAGCUCUGAUGACUAUGCUAGGGAUUUAAGACAUUUACUAAAUAAAAUUUAG
Molecule: messenger RNA, 1098 nt
Organism: Naegleria gruberi
Lineage: Eukaryota; Heterolobosea; Eutetramitea; Acrasida; Naegleriidae
Exons: 1
Coding region: 1-1098 (365 amino acids)
Molecular function (GO): protein binding
Source: RefSeq, a predicted model, not a curated record